Molecule: messenger RNA, 741 nt
Organism: Schistocerca gregaria
Lineage: Eukaryota; Metazoa; Arthropoda; Insecta; Orthoptera; Acrididae
Exons: 4
Coding region: 1-741 (246 amino acids)
Molecular function (GO): nucleic acid binding
Source: RefSeq, a predicted model, not a curated record
AUGGCCCGAAAUAAGGAAGGAUGCCCGCCACUGGUCUCAAUGUUGCUUACAAUGUCAGAGGACUUCGUGUUGAUGGUGGUGGAUAGGCUUACCCUUUGGCCAGAAGCAUUCACUACAUCCAAUAUUUCGGUAGACACUGUGGCUACGAAACUAUUGGCAGACUGGUUUGCUCGCUAUGGCAUACCGCAAAUGAUCACACCUGACUGUGGAAGAAAAUUUGAGGCUUGUCUAUUUGGAGAGCUGCUACAGAUAUGUGGCUGCACUUACAUACGCGAGAAAGCAACUGCUCUAAAAGCUUUGCCUUUGAUUUUGUUACGCCUUCGAUCAUCGGUGAAAGAAGAUGUAGGCCGUCCAUUGGCAGAGUUCCUGUUUGGGGAAAAGGUACGCCUAACUGCUGAUCUACUGACCGACAAACCUACAAUCCUACCAUCUGAGAAACACAGCUCCGUCAUAGAUUGGAACGUAAAGCAUGAAAUGGUCUCCAUAGAGUGGCUAAUACCCUCUUACGUCUAUGCACAUAAGAAUGGGACUUCGAGUGCUAGAGCUACAAACCAAGACCUUCAAGGGCUACACAGACCUUGGACUACAGACCACAUCUUUCCACCUACAGAUCCUCCACCUAUAGCUCCAGUGAUCACAUGGGCAGGAAGAACUGUUCACCAGCAUUACCCCAAUAUACCUGGGCCCAAAAUUCAUUCACUGGAUUAUCCCAAGCCAGCCGGUGUGGCCGAGCGGUUCUAA